This is a messenger RNA of Osmia bicornis bicornis, 2357 nucleotides long. RefSeq lists its product as uncharacterized. The record is from RefSeq and is a predicted model, not a curated record. The coding region runs from base 1267 to 2052 and encodes 261 amino acids. The transcript has 11 exons. Lineage: Eukaryota; Metazoa; Arthropoda; Insecta; Hymenoptera; Megachilidae.
GUAGAAUAUGGUCACGACUUUUCCGUUCUUCGUCUUCGGGGCGAUGUGACCGUAUCCUGUCGUUGGGAAACGCUCCAUUAGCCUUGCAUCGCACGCAAGGUCAGGAAUGAGAAUAUUUAGGAAGAAGCUCGAAGGUCGGUUCAGCCUCCAAGAGAUUUCGCAACGAUCAUCAACCAUCCAUUCUUCGUUAACUCAUCCACCAGUCUGGGUCAAGGUCGUUCUACCUUUCGGCAAGCGAAGGUAAUUCGGUGACUUAAGGGGACCGAGGAAAAGAAAAGAGAGAGUUCAGGAAGAGGAGGAAGAUUGAUCAUAUCCGCCGGACGGAGACAAGAAUCAAUCGAUGGAACGCAGAGACGCGAAGAAGAGUUCCCGCGAUUCUGCGAGAGGUUUAAUGGAAGAGAUGGCAGAAAUAUGAAGAGCGUAAGAAUCGAAGGAAAGGAAAUAAUGAAGGAGGUGGUAGUUUCCUCUGCUGGAGGAAAAGUGAAUUUCCUCGGUGGUCAGAGUCGCACGGUGAAAAUGACCUUGAUCAUUGGAUUUUCGUUCGAUCGUGGCUUCUUCAGAAACGAGAUUACGGGAAGGUUCAAAGUGGCACGUCGUUUCCUUCGUUCUAUCGAGAAUUUCAUCGCGUAAUUCAACUGUAAUGCGGUUUUCCCUGUCCUUUUAACGUCUCUGACUCGAUAACCGUAAUGCCUGGGUCAAGUGGGAUAAAAAAAUAGAUUGGCAGUGAUCGUUGGGUCUGAAUCAGAAACAAUAUAGACGUCCUUCGUGGCAGAACCAAGUUGCGUGGAAGAAUCGUCGUAUUACGCAAUUUCGCUGGAUUUUGUUCAAAAGAAAGAGGCCAAAGAACCACCUGUAAUCGGUACACUUCCCCUUCUCGAAGCAACGGAUUUUCCCAGAUCGAAGGACGUCUGAGAGACACUAGUUUCCAUGCGUUACACAUUCUUACGUUUCUCUUUUCCUCCUUUUACUCGGACACCUUUCCAAAGUGAUGUAAGGUUUAAAUUCAGGGCCAAUUUCACCAUUUCUCUGAUAAAUCUUUGACCUUUGAACCGUUUACCGAAAUUCUUGGCACGAUAGCAAGGGUGAAUCAUCCCUGGGGCGAAAACUGUUGAUUCGAGAUGGUUAUCUAAAGGACCUCGGAUCGUGUGUGGAACACAGGAGUCGUGUGCCAGUGAUAUUCGCCGGAGAGGCUGAUCAGUGACGCACACAUCUUGCGAAACACUCGACCAUUUUCUUCUCAUCGAAGAAUUCUUUUUACCAAAGAACAUGAAGUGUUUGUUUUUACUUGGUUGUUUGACUGUGCUUGUCAACUCGCAAAACGAUGAUUGGGUUUGGAGAAAAGACGAAGAACAACAGGACAGGUUGGAUGAAACCGAUUAUAGGUACCAGGUGAACGAAAACCCAGCAGAUUUCGACCACGAGAGACCUUUGAUAGGAUUCAGACCACAAAACUCGGGACCUUACGGUCCUAACAGUAGACCCAUUGUACCAGCAUCGUAUCCUGGCAACAAAGGAGUUCUUGUCGGUCCUGGUGGACCGACUGGUAUUAUAAAAAGACCCUCCUACAGUGGAAGUAUUGAAGAGAGGCCUGUGAAUUCUGCUUUCUUGCCAUCUUCUAUCAAAGAUGACACACGAUAUCAAGAUUACGACGUCUGUAGAUGCAGAUAUAGUUUCAAUUGCCCUUCUUUUGCUUUGAAAUUCGGAAGUUGUUCCAAGGAUAAGAAAUUCUGUUGCUUUAACAGCAAAAAGUAUCCUGCUUUGGUCUCUGAAUUGGGAGGUGGGCAAUAUCCUCCUCAUCGAGGACCACCUCAGAAGUACGGGCCAGCGAUGUUCGCGCAAUCGGCAAACUAUUACGGAAAUCGAAGACCACAAGGGAGCUUCUAUCCCGGCAAUAGAUAUCCUGGAAAUUACCAUUCCUCGGGGGAGAGCCCUUAUCCAAGACCCCACGGCAACCCUUACGAGGAGAAUUACGACUACGACAUCGACCUUUACAGUCGUUCGCUAAAGAGAAAUCAGACCGAUAGCGAGUCAAGCACCAGAGAAAAAGCUUAGGGCACGAUUUACAACGAGACAUUUCUUAUUAGAUCGCUUUGUAAGUCUUCUCUCGUUCGAGGAACUUUCAAUCAUCUCGUUCGACUCUUAUGAAUGACACGCUCGUGAGGGAGAUUCGUUUCAAAUGUGAAAAGGAAGGUUUCACAUUUUAAUUUGAUAAAUUGGAUGUAUGGUGAUUAGAAGCUAGAGGAGAUAAGAUGGAAAAUUAAUUUUUUAUGAACGUAUAUGUAGAAUUAUCUUAGGAAAAAAAAUAGAAUACCAAAGACGAGUAACGAAACGUCAUAUUAAAUGAUAUAAAUAUUAUA